Triticum turgidum subsp. durum (durum wheat) is the source of this 819-nucleotide messenger RNA. NCBI's taxonomy places the organism in Eukaryota, Viridiplantae, Streptophyta, Magnoliopsida, Poales, Poaceae. The record is from the annotation of a GenBank genome assembly.
AUGGUAAAGAACUUCCGCAAGCGAACCCUCGAGUCGGACGCCGCCGACAACUCCGACGACGAGGGCACCCGCCGCGUUUCUCUGGAGGAGGUCAGGUACACGCAGAAGCUCCGGGAGAGGAAGCUGGGCAUCCCCGCGGCGUCCGUGGCCACCGGCGCCGGCGCCGCCACCGCCACCACUGACGGGUCCUCCGCUCGGGGCCGAGGUGGCAGCGGGGCAGGGGCAGCGGGCGAGGAGGACCUUGUGCUACAGGACACCUUUGCGCAGGAGACCGCUGUUACCAUCGAAGACCCCAAUAUGUUGAGGUAUGUGGAGAACGAGCUGUUGAAGAAGAGGGGCAAGACGAUUGAGGUGAACGACAAGGACGAUAAGGACGAGGUGGAUGAGCUCUAUGUCGUGCCGGACCACCUGAAGGUGAGGAAGAAGAACAUGGAGGAGAGCUCAACCCAGUGGACCACCGGCAUCGCUGAAGUUCAGCUGCCCAUCGAGUAUAAAUUGAGAAAUAUUGAAGAAACCGAGGCAGCCAAAAAAUUGCUGCAGGAGAGAAGGCUUGCUGGUAAAACAAAAUCAGAUGCAAACAUUCCAUCAAGUUACAGUGCUGAUUAUUUCCAUCGUGGGAGAGAUUAUGCUGAAAAAUUGCGAAGAGAACAUCCUGAGUUGUACAAAGGUCAAGAUUCACAAGCUAAUGAAAAUGGAGGCAAACCAACAGAUAGUAACAAUCCAGGUGGUCCACCUGCAGGACGUAGAGAAGCUGCUACCGAUGAAUUGUUGCUCGAGCGUUUCCGCAAGCGAGAGAAAUUCCGUGUCAUGCGAAGAUAG